AUGGUUGGAAAUGGAAAGAAAAAGGUGAUUGCGAAAAAGAUGCGCACUGGAAUGAAAUCGUCUGCUUCUGAUAUCCAGAAACGCAUUGAGUCAAAUCCAUACGAAAUGCGAAAAAACAAAAGCCCUCAUACAACUGUUAUUGGAAGAAAUGUAAAGGGUAAUAAUCGGAACCUCAUUGUUUCAAAUGCCAAAUCACUGACACAGAGGCAGCACGCUAUUGGCGAGGAUUAUGAGAAACAAACAAAGAAAAACAUCUUUAAGGACCGUCGUUUCGGUUCAGCAGAAAAUUUGCAAACAAUGACGGAGGAGCAGAAGAUGUUUAAGAAGAUGGAAAUCCAGCGCAAGAAGCAGCUAAAGCGCGAGAAGUUUGCCUUAGGAGACGAAGAGGAAGAGCUCCUUACCCAUAAGGGAAAAUCGCUGGAAAUUGAAGACGACUUUAAGAAGCUUCACGAAGAGAUUGACAAUGACGAAGACGACGAGGAAGGAGCCAUGAAUUCCGAUGUCUUCAUGAAAACGAGCUUCAAGAAGGAUUCCGAGAAUCCGGAUCGUCCUCGAACCCACAAAGAAAUCAUGAUGGAGAUUAUCGAGAAGAGCAAGCUCUAUCGCGAGCAACGUCGAAUUGAGGCGGAGGCGUUGGAGGCGGAAAUCGAAAACGUGGAUGCGAUGAUGGACGAUUUGCACAGUUUGCUAUCCUUCAACACGACGGAUAAAACAAAGAAGCCGGAGAUCGUUCAGUCGGAGAAGGAUCAGGAAUACGACCGAUUGACCGCGGAGAUGGUGAACGCUGCGAAGGGAAAGGCUUCUGAUAGACAGAAGACGCAAGAAGAGAUUGAUAAGGAGGAAAAGGAGAAACUGGAGAAACUGGAGAAGGAGAGAGAAGAGCGAAUGCACGGCAUUGCUCCCUCGAAAGGACGAGACACUGGUGAUAUCCAGGAAGAAUCGGUGAUUAAACGAAAGUCGUACGAAGACGAGGUUUUGGAUGCGAUUGACCAGGAUGCAGCAGCAGGAAGCACGCUGGAGGCCACAGCGAAGGACUAUGAUGAGGAUUAUGCGCUUCUGUUUGGCGAUGAAGCGGAACCGGCUCCAAAGAAGGAAUCGAGAAAGGAGACGAUUAAAGCGAUUCAGAAGGAAAAGCAGGAGCGAGCUGAAAUGAUAAAGAACGCGAAGAGCGAGAUUCCGUUUAUUAUUCCCAUUCCUCGCAGCAUCGGAGAGUUGUGCGAAUUGCUGAACGAAUAUGUCGCGAACGAUGACUCGAUCCACCUGAUUCUCUCUCGAAUCAUUAAAAACAACAAUCCCAAUUUCUACCGAAACGUCGUGGGACUGGUAGACGCUUAUUUCUCGCAGAACUGCUUAACGCCCUAUGUGUUGGACUGCGUCCAGGGCUGCUUAAUGGCGAUGCUUCCUUACAUUGAAUCGAACGUCCACAUCAUUUGGACGGACAUUCUCACACGAAUCCAGACGCGAAUGCUGAACGUUUAUUUCCUUACCACCGGGUAUCCUCGCGUUUCCGAUGUUCUGCUGCUUCAGCUCGUGCUCAAUCUCUUCUCGGCCACAGACUUCCGCCACAACUUCAUUCAGCCUGCUCUCUUGUUGCUUGGGCGCACGUUGCUGGAAUGCAAAAUCAAGAGUGUGCGAGACGUCGUGAUUGCGGAGGUGAUUCUGGCGAUCCUGGCGGAUUACAGCUCGGCGAGCGGCCGGUUUGUCCCCGAAGUGUACGCCGCGCUGCCGAUUGUUUGCGAGCUUGUGUACGAUGCGGAUUGCUGCGUUGAGAAUAGAUUGCUGCGAAAGAGCUCGUCGGCCGCUUCGAAGCUGGAGUUGAAGUUUAAGGAGCAGAGCGAUUCAGAAGAAACAAUCACACUCACCGAUUUGGCGGACGCAUCCAUAGAGUCCAUUCCCAUUUCGAAGCUUCAAGCCUCUCUAUUCCGCAUUGUGUCAAGUCUGCUGGAGUCGAACGCUUCCAACCCCGCCGCUCUCGUCUACUUCCGGCCGAUUCUCAGCACGCUCUUGCGGUUCAUCGCCCAAGAAAAAGGCUCGUUCCAAGCCGUGAAGGCUCAAGAAACGGUCGACCAGAUCGUGUCUGUCCUCACCAACACUCUGAAUCAUCGCAAGCACAUUCCUCUCCAGGCCGAAGUGCUGAGACCGGUGUAUGUGUCCUUCGCUCCUUCGUAUGAGCAGGACUUCGUUCCUGGCAAGGUGCUGCAUCCCAACAAGGAGCAUAUUCGCAAACGCGAGUUGCUGAAGCAGGUGAAGAGAGAGAAGAGAGGUGUGGAGAGAGAGAUGAGAAGAGAGGCGGAGGUGAUUUCGGAAAUGAGAGAUGCGGAGAAGAGAGAGAUCGAUGAGCAGCAGAGCCAGAAGCUGAAGGAAGUGAUGGGAUGGCUGGAAGAGGACCAGGCGAACUUCAACCGAGCUGUGAAGAAGGGCGUUGUAACGGGCGGAGGAAGCAAGAUCCAGAGUAACCUGAAGCGAUAG
Blastocystis hominis is the source of this 2469-nucleotide messenger RNA. RefSeq lists its product as hypothetical. Gene Ontology annotation, biological process: maturation of SSU-rRNA. Gene Ontology annotation, cellular component: small-subunit processome; nucleolus; Noc4p-Nop14p complex. The coding region runs from base 1 to 2469 and encodes 822 amino acids. Lineage: Eukaryota; Bigyra; Opalinata; Blastocystidae. The transcript is spliced from 20 exons. The record is from RefSeq and is a predicted model, not a curated record.